Molecule: messenger RNA, 1040 nt
Organism: Colletes gigas
Lineage: Eukaryota; Metazoa; Arthropoda; Insecta; Hymenoptera; Colletidae
Product: isochorismatase domain-containing protein 2-like
Exons: 4
Coding region: 441-1040 (199 amino acids)
Cellular component (GO): cytoplasm
Source: RefSeq, a predicted model, not a curated record
UUAAAUACAUGAUCUAUCGUAUAGCAAAUAGUGAUAACGCCAUGCAGUAAUGUUAUCAAUUGAUAACUCAGGGUUGCGUAAAAGAUUGUCCUACUAGGUUAAUCUUGCUUGUUUUCCUAAUUAAACAAACAUUUAUUACGGUGCCCUUGCACGCUUAAUUAUGUCGCUUGCGCAUCGAGAGGGGCACUUCAAAAUCGAUGAAAUGCAACAUAUCUAAAGUUAGUAAAGCUAAGACUGGCCAUGAACUUUAGAUAACGGAGAAAUAUACAUAGAUACAUAUCAUAUGCGUUACAUAAAACACAUUACUUGGCAGGAGAAAGUCGUAGAUGUCGUAGACUUAUUUGUUACCGGUACUUUCACGAAAAAUUUUUUCCCGUGACGAAAUAGACAUUACAACUUCGUCUUAAACUUUGAAGUAGUUAUUAUUACAGAAAAAGACAAUGAAUGCUGCAAAAGCGAUUCUAAAACAGGGUAAAAGUGUAUUGCUAAUAUGCGACGUUCAAGAAAAACUGAUGAAGGCUAUCUUUGAAUCCAAUAAAGUUACUCAGAAUUCGACAAAACUGAUAAAUGCAUUGAAGAUUUUGGACGUUCCUAUGAUAGUCACUGAACAAAAUCCAAAUAGUUUAGGAAAAACGAUUCCUGAAUUUGACAUUUCUGGUGCCAAAGGACCAUUUGAAAAAACUUCAUUUAGCAUGUGUACACACGAAGUAAUUAAAGAACUCUCUACAAUUUGUUCUGGACAGAAACCAAAUGCAAUUAUUUUAAUUGGCGUAGAAACGCAUGUAUGCAUAGAGAAUACUGCAAUUGAUCUAAAAAAUGAAGGAUACGAAGUACAUAUUGUUGCAGAUUGCUGCUCUUCCCGUAUCCAACAAGAUAGAUUAUUAGCUUUAGAGAGAAUGAGAGGAAUAGGAUGUCACAUAGCAACUUCAGAAAAUGUUAUUUUCAAAAUAUUGGGAGAUGCAAAGCAUAAGGAUUUUAAAAGAAUAUUAAAUUUGAUAAAGACACCAUCGUUGCAAAUAGGUCUUAAUGGAAAAUUAUAA